Austrofundulus limnaeus is the source of this 2377-nucleotide messenger RNA. Its product is annotated as phosphatase and actin regulator 4A. Gene Ontology annotation, biological process: actin cytoskeleton organization; neural crest cell migration. Lineage: Eukaryota; Metazoa; Chordata; Actinopteri; Cyprinodontiformes; Rivulidae. The record is from RefSeq and is a predicted model, not a curated record. Gene Ontology annotation, molecular function: actin binding.
GUGGAGCACCUGACAGCAAGUGUCGACACAAAAGUUUAACAUAUMUUUUCCUCAUCUUUUAAACAAUUUGUGACACUCUGUAGAAUAUUCUCGACAUGUGUGGAUGUUGUGUUUUUCUUUCGGCUGUUGUAGAACACCUUUAGUCUUCCGGUUAGGACCCAGGUACUGGUCGGAGCAGGUCCUGCUCUCUGCCUGAGACAAGCAGGAAGUCAGGAGGACACCGGGCCACUCCGUGGAACAGGACACUUUGUUCCGUGGACACGUUCUCACGCAGUUUGAAUGUUCCUGAGAAAAGGUGCUGACGGCUCAGUUCUGGACACUGUGAUGGAAAAUCCAGACGACGAGGUCGACUUGCAACAGACCACAGCAGGGGCUGAAGAAGGAAACUCAGGUGAUGCAACACCUCCACCUAAGCAGAAAGGCAAGUUUUCCAAAAUGGGAAAAUUCUUUAAGAAGCCCUGGAAGUGGAAAAAGAAGAAACCAAGUGACAAGUUUACAGAAACAUCUAAAGCUUUAGAAAGAAAGAUUUCUGUUAGGAAAUCUCGCCAAGAGCUUAUUGAUAAAGGGGUUUUGCAGGAAAUCCCAGAAAAUGAAAACACUGAUGUGAACCAUUCCAAACCCCCACCAGUAAAAAAUGGACAUCCUGUGUCAAUGGACAUGGACAGAAUGUCUCAAAGGGAGACUGACAUCAAGGAGAGCCUUAAGGUGCCCCAGGGAGAUGAACGGCGAAGUAGGUUACCAUCAGAUGCUUCUCGAACUGGCAGGGCACCUCUAGAUGUGGACUAUCAUGCAGGACUCUCUGUGGAUGUGGACAGGAGACAUCGUCUUUCAUCAGAUGCUGAGAAGAAAGGCGGAUCUCUUCCUCGAGGAUUGCUGCAAGACGAUAAAUACCGCAGAGACGACAGGAGAGAAGUCAGAGAGAGAAGAGAUGAACGGACAGACAGAGACAUUCGAGAAAAGAAAGACCGGGAUGAGAGGGAGAGGAGGGAUAGGGAUGAAAGAGAACGAAGAGAUCGUGAGGAAAGGGAGAAAAAAGAUCGAGAACGAGAAGAUCGAGAACGACGAGAUCGAGAUGAGAAGGAGAGGAGGACUCGAGAGGAAAGGGAAAAGAGGGAUCGAGAAGAGAAGGAGAAGAAGGAUCGAGAACGCGAUGAAAGAGAGCGUAGGGAUCGGGAGGAGAGGGAGAAGAAGGAUKGAGAUGAGAAGGAGAGGAGGAUUCGAGAGGAAAGAGAAAAGAGGGAUAGAGAGGAGAGAGAUAGGGAUAGAGAACAAAGAGAUCGAAGGGUUCACGAUGAGAAGGAGAGAAGGGAUCGGGAUGAAAGGGAAAGGAAAGARCGUGAUCGGGAUGAAAGGGAAAGGAAAGACCGUGAUCGGGAUGAAAGGGAAAGGAAAGACCGUGAUCGGGAUGAAAGYGAACGGCGAAAUUGGGAUGAAAGAGAACGAAGAGAUCGCGAGGAGAGGGAAAGGAAGGAUCGGGAUGAAAAAGAAUGGAGGGAUCGAAUUGAGAGGGAAAGGAAAGAUCGAGAUCGGAAUGAAAAAGAACGGAGGGAUCGAGAUGAAAGGGAAAGGAAGGAUCGAGAUCGCGAUGAAAAAGAAUGGAGGGAUCGGAUUGAGAGGGAAAGGAAGGAUCGGGAUGAAAAAGAACGGAGGGAUCGAAAUGAGAGGGAAAGGAAGGAUCGAGACCGGGAUGAAAAAGAACAGAGGGAUCGAAUUGAGAGGGAAAGGAAGGAUCAAAUCCAUGACGAAAAACAACAAAGGGAUCAGGACAAAAGAGAACGAAGGGAUCGAGAUGAGAGGGAAAGGGGAAAGGAUGAAAGAGAAUAUGAAAAGAGAGGGAGACCAGUGCCUCAGCUGUCUUGGGAUGACUCGCACGCUAAAGCUAGGACCAACCAGGACCUACCUAAAAUGGACCUGCAACCUCACCUACAGAGGAGUUCCUCUGCUGAAGUCCGAAGGACCACACUGCCCAGAUAUGACAAACCUGCAGAAUUUCGAAGUCGCAUAGAGUCUGCUGGUGUCUGCUUCAACCCUGACCCUCAUCAGAUACAAGACUCCCAACAGGAACCUCCCCCACCCAAGCAGGCUCUGCUCCCUCCUAAAUUCCCUGCUGGCUUUCCUCUAGAUUCUGCCAGAAGUCCAACUCCCUCUGCUUCAUCUUCCUCUUCGUCCUCUACCUCCUCCUCAUCCUCUGUUGAUGUACGGAUUUCCAAGCCACCAAGGACAGUCUCCCUAACAAGUGAAAGCCUGCCCCGUGCCCCCAGUACUACUGCUUCCUCAGCUGACGCUGACAAACCUCCGCCUGUCCCUCCCCAUGCCAAGCAGCCUCCUGCGCCCCCACCCAAACCUUCCAACCGCAUCAGCAACCCUGCAGUGCUUG